CUAACUUCAAGACAGUGAGUAAGCGGCCCCUGACAAAGCACGAAUGUUGCUUUAAACAAUUUGAAGAAAAUUUCUUCUUAAUUGUCAACGCAACCAAAAUUCUGGCAAAAUUGUGCGCGUUCGUGCCCGAUGUCUAGUGCUGAAGUCGCCGAUAAUUCCGUUGACCCCCCGGCGAAAAAGCGGAAACUAAAUACAGGAGAAGCGCAUUCGAACAACUCGGCAAUGGCGAACAAUGGAGCGCGCGUGGAAGAUGAAAUCGACGAGAGUCUGUACUCGCGCCAGCUCUACGUGCUUGGCCACGACGCUAUGCGUCGGAUGGCGAGUUCUGAUGUCCUUAUAUCUGGCCUUGGCGGUUUAGGUGUCGAAAUAGCGAAAAACGUUAUCCUUGGUGGUGUAAAGUCGGUAACUUUGCAUGACGACAAAAAUUGCACCGUGGCUGAUCUUUCCUCGCAGUUCUACCUUUCAGAGACUGUAAUUGGUCAGAACAAGGCUUUAACAUCGUGCGAACAACUUUCUGAACUGAACCACUAUGUGCCCACUACUGCUUACACAGGACCUUUAACUGAAGACUUUUUGCGUAAGUUCCGUGUUGUGGUCCUCACAGGAGCAUCGUGGGCUGAGCAGGAGCGAGUAGCUGCGUUCACUCACGCCAAUAACAUAGCAUUGGUCAUUGCUGAUACUAGAGGCCUGUUCUCACAAGUGUUCUGUGACUUCGGACCAGAGUUUACGGUGUUAGAUGUAAAUGGAGAGAAUCCAGUCUCAGCUAUGAUUGCAGCCAUUACGCAAGACUAUGAGGCAGUUGUGACAUGUUUGGAUGAUACUCGUCACGGAUUGGAGGAUGGCGACUAUGUUACGUUUAGUGAGGUUCAAGGUAUGACAGAACUAAAUGGCUGUGAACCCCGCAAGAUCAAAGUCCUUGGUCCCUACACUUUUAGUAUAGGUGAUACUACAAACUUCUCCAAAUACAUCCGAGGAGGUAUUGUUACACAGGUCAAAAUGCCCAAGAAGAUCAACUUCAAGCCUUUGAGUGAAUCAUUCAAACAACCAGAAUUCUUGAUCUCUGAUUUUGCCAAGUUUGAAUAUCCACAGCAGUUGCAUUUGGCUUUUGCUGCUCUUCACAAGUUCCAGGCUGGAGAAGGUCGUCUGCCAAAGCCAUGGAAUGAUGAAGAUGUGGCAAAAUUCAAGCUGUAUGUGAAAACUGUUCUAGAGGAUGGACUUUAUAAGGAUGAAGAUUUUGAAGUGAAUACUGAAUUAUUGGAAACAUUCUGUAAGAUAUCGUCAGGAGACCUAAAUCCUAUGAACGCAGCGAUAGGCGGUGUGGUUGCUCAAGAGGUAAUGAAGGCUUGUUCUGGCAAGUUCCACCCACUUGUACAGUGGCUUUACUUGGAUGCUAUUGAGUGCUUACCUAAAGACCAUUCAACUCUCACCGAAGAAAAUUGCAAACCAGUCGGUUCACGAUAUGAUGGACAGGUAGCUGUUUUUGGUAGAGAAUUCCAAAAGAAACUUGGACAGCUUAAGUAUUUUAUUGUGGGUGCUGGUGCUAUCGGAUGUGAAUUAUUAAAGAACUUUGCCAUGAUUGGUGUGGGUGCUGAUGGAGGACAAAUUACAGUCACUGAUAUGGACCUCAUUGAGAAGUCUAACCUCAACAGGCAGUUCUUGUUUAGGCCUUAUGAUGUACAGAAACCGAAAUCUAGUACUGCAGCUAAUGUAAUUAAACGCAUGAAUCCAGCAGUCAAUGUUUUGGCACAAGAAAACAGAGUUUGCCCUGAGACCGAGUCCGUCUACAAUGAUGCAUUCUUUGAAGCAUUGGAUGGUGUAGCCAAUGCACUCGACAAUGUCGACGCCCGUAUAUACAUGGACAGACGGUGUGUGUAUUAUAGAAAACCUUUAUUGGAGAGUGGCACCCUUGGAACUAAAGGAAAUACACAGGUGGUUGUUCCAUUCCUUACGGAAUCUUACAGCUCAUCCCAGGACCCGCCUGAGAAGAGUAUCCCUAUUUGUACGCUCAAGAACUUCCCGAAUGCCAUUGAACACACACUACAAUGGGCUCGCGAUGAAUUCGAAGGUUUAUUCCGUCAGGCUGCUGAGCAUGCUGCUCAAUACUUGCAGGACCCGAAUUUCUUGGACCGCUGUCUUAAAUUGCCUGGUACUCAGCCUUUGGAUGCUAUUGAGAGUGUGCGAAACGCUAUAAACGAACGCCCUCACAGUUUCGACGACUGCGUGAUAUGGGCGAGACAUCAUUGGGAGAACCAAUACGCGAACCAGAUCAAGCAGCUCCUUUACAACUUCCCGGCGAAACAGUUGACCACGAGCGGAGCGCCUUUCUGGUCCGGACCGAAGCGUUGUCCUUCACCCCUCGCCUUCGAUCCUAAUGAUGAACUACACGUCGAUUACAUUGUUGCUGCAGCGAACCUCAGGGCUACGGUAUAUGGAAUCCCAUCCUGUGUUGACAGGGAAAACAUCGCCAAGCUUGCCGCUAGCAUACAGGUACCGAAAUUCAGCCCCAAAUCCGGCGUGAAGAUCGCGGUGAGCGAUGCUCAGUUACAGCAAAACAAUGACGAGAUGGAUCAAGACAGGGUUAAGAACAUGAUCGCAGAGCUGCCGUCGCCCAGCAAACUCGGAUCUCUUAAGAUCACACCGCUAGAAUUCGAAAAAGAUGAUGAUACUAAUUUCCACAUGGACUUCAUUGUUGCCGCCUCUAACCUGCGGGCUACCAAUUACAAGAUCACACCAGCCGACAGACAUCGCUCUAAACUCAUCGCUGGCAAGAUUAUCCCUGCCAUUGCCACCACAACAUCCGUAGUGGCUGGCUUGGUCUGCCUCGAACUUUACAAACUGGCCCAAGGCUUCAAUAAGCUAGAAGUGUUCAAGAAUGGCUUCGUCAACCUUGCCCUGCCCUUCUUCGGUUUCUCUGAACCGAUCGCGCCGUCGACCAAUACCUACAAUGAGAAUAAGUGGACAUUAUGGGACAGAUUUGAAGUUAAAGGAGAGAUUACAUUGCAGCAAUUUUUAGAUCACUUCAAAAACGAACACAAGUUGGAGAUCACCAUGUUGUCUCAAGGUGUGUGCAUGCUUUAUUCGUUCUUCAUGCCCAAAGCCAAGCGGCUGGAACGAUUGAACCUGCCAAUGUCGGAGGUGGUCACAAAAGUGUCCAAGAAGAAGUUGGAACCGCAUGUGAAUGCAUUAGUUUUUGAAUUGUGCUGCAAUGAUGAUGACGGGAACGAUGUGGAGGUCCCGUAUGUAAAAUACACUCUGCCUUAGUCUAUUUAAUGUGAUCUUGAGCCCUCCCAAAGUGGUGCAGAAAAAUAAUAGUUACCACUACGCAGAGAGGGUUCUAUUUAAUACCGUGAUAGUUAAUAUAAAUUGUGUGAUUAUAUUUGUGCUUCAGAAUUUGCUUCAGUCUAAAUUUCAAAUAAUUACUCAUAGUCGUUUCGUUUCAUUCGUUUGCUCACUGUCAAAUGAUGAUGUGCUGCAUUUUUAUUAUUAUUUUACGUCGU
Messenger RNA from Bombyx mandarina (wild silkworm), 3497 nucleotides. It is a transcript of the gene Uba1, whose product is annotated as ubiquitin-like activating enzyme 1. Lineage: Eukaryota; Metazoa; Arthropoda; Insecta; Lepidoptera; Bombycidae. Gene Ontology annotation, biological process: protein sumoylation. Gene Ontology annotation, molecular function: SUMO activating enzyme activity. Gene Ontology annotation, cellular component: SUMO activating enzyme complex; cytoplasm. The record is from RefSeq and is a predicted model, not a curated record.